UUAGCCGACAUUAUGGGUAAGAUAAUCUUCUACGAGGACAAGAACUUCCAGGGUCGCUCCUACGAGUGCAGCAGCGAAUGCGCCGACCUGCACUCCCACUUCAGCCGCUGCAACUCCAUCAGAGUGGACAGCGGAGACUGGAUGGUCUAUGAGAGGCCCAGCUACACUGGCUACCAGUACUUCCUGAGAAAGGGCGACUACCCCGACUACCAGCGCUGGAUGGGAUUCAACGACUGCGUGCGAUCGUGCCGCAUGAUCCCUACUCACCAAGGCUCCCACAGAAUGAGGAUUUACGAGCGACCAGAAUUCGGAGGCCAGAUGAUGGAGCUGACCGACGACUGCCCCUCCCUGUUCGAACGCUUCCAUAUGAACGACGUCAACUCCUGCAACCUGAUGGAAGGCCACUGGAUCUUCUUUGAGCACCCCCACUACAGGGGACGCCAGUACCUGAUGCGUCCUGGAGAGUACAGGAGGUCUAACGAGUGGGGAAGCUCGAGUCCCAGGGUGGGAUCAAUCAGACGUAUCACCAUUUGAGAAAGCUGAUGUCUGCACA
This is a messenger RNA of Paralichthys olivaceus (Japanese flounder), 553 nucleotides long. Its product is annotated as gamma-crystallin M2-like. Gene Ontology annotation, molecular function: structural constituent of eye lens. The record is from RefSeq and is a predicted model, not a curated record. NCBI's taxonomy places the organism in Eukaryota, Metazoa, Chordata, Actinopteri, Pleuronectiformes, Paralichthyidae. Gene Ontology annotation, biological process: lens development in camera-type eye; visual perception.